Molecule: messenger RNA, 783 nt
Organism: Angiostrongylus costaricensis
Lineage: Eukaryota; Metazoa; Nematoda; Chromadorea; Rhabditida; Metastrongylidae
Source: the annotation of a GenBank genome assembly
AUGGGUCGUCGGAUCCGAGUCCAACGUAAAGGUGCCGGGGGUAUCUUCAAGUCGCACAAUAAGCACCGUAAAGGUGCAGCACAACUGCGACCGCUUGACUACUCUGAACGUCACGGCUACAUCCGUGGUGUUGUCAAGGACAUCAUCCAUGAUCCAGGACGUGGGGCUCCGUUAGCGAUCAUCGCUUUUCGUGAUCCAUACAAGUACAAGAUUGUUAAAAGCACUGUUGUGGCCGCUGAAGGGAUGUACACUGGGCAGUUCGUUUAUUGCGGUGCCAAAGCCAGUAUACAAGUUGGGAACAUUGUCCCAGUUGGCUGCCUUCCUGAAGGAACAACUAUCUGUAAUGUUGAAGGGAAAUGCGGUGACCGAGGAAAGCUCGCAAAGUGCUCUGGCAACUAUGCCACUGUUAUCGCCCACAACCCCGAUACCAAGAAGACCCGUAUUCGUCUCCCCUCAGGAGCAAAAAAAGUUAUCCAAUCUGCCAACCGCGCCAUGAUCGGAUUGGUGGCCGGAGGUGGUCGUACGGACAAGCCCAUGCUGAAAGCUGGUCGUGCUUAUCACAAGUACAAGGCAAAGAGAAACAGUUGGCCACGAGUCAGAGGUGUUGCGAUGAAUCCUGUAGAACAUCCCCACGGUGGUGGUAACCACCAGCAUAUCGGUCAUCCGUCAACGGUCAGAAGAGACGCCAGCGCAGGAAAGAAGGUUGGUCUUAUCGCUGCACGACGUACAGGAAGAAUUCGCGGAGGAAAGCCAGUUAAAGUUACAAAAGAGGAAGCCGUUUAA